Messenger RNA from Fukomys damarensis (Damara mole-rat), 225 nucleotides. RefSeq names its product metallothionein-2. The record is from RefSeq and is a predicted model, not a curated record. The coding region runs from base 1 to 225 and encodes 74 amino acids. The transcript has a single exon. Lineage: Eukaryota; Metazoa; Chordata; Mammalia; Rodentia; Bathyergidae. Gene Ontology annotation, molecular function: metal ion binding.
AUGGACCCCAACUGCUCUCGCACCACUGAUGACUCCUGCACCUGCGCAGGCUCCUGCCCAUGCCCAAACUGCAAAUGCCUCGCCUGCAAGAAGAAUCGCUGCUCCUCCUGCUGCCCUGUGGUCUAUGCCAAGUGUGCCCAGGGCUGUGUCUGCAAAGAGACAUCAAACAGGCGCAGCUGCUGUGCUGAUGUGGAACGACCCUGCUCCCGGGUGUACACAGAGUGA